CUGAAUAUCGUAAAUGUCGUGCAAUGCACCGAAAAAAUAUACUUGAAAUAAGAAAAAAGCAAAUAGCAAUACUUUCUACAAUAAUUGCUAGCAACCGGAGGAAGUGCUGGACUUUGAAAAGAACAAAGAAAUUUUGGGAAGUGGAUUGCCAGAAAAAUGGUCCAAAUUUUUUCAAAGAAAAUUUUCGCAUGAGUUUGGAAUGUUUUAAGGAGUUAUGUGACUUAUUAAAAGGACUACAGAAAAGAGAUACAACCUUUCGAAUUUCAAUUUCUUUAGAAAAGAGAAUUGCUAUUAGCUUGUAUUGCCUUGGGUCGUCGGCUGAAUACAGAAGCGUAGCAAAUCUGUUUGGCGUUGGCAAGUCAACCGUGUGCAUUUGCCUGAAAUUAUUUUGCCAGGAGGUGUGGAAAAUUCUUUCACCCUUGUACAUGAAUGCAUUUCCAUUAACAAGCGACAAGGUGAAUGAGUGCAUCAGAGGAUUUGAGGUUCUUGGUUUUCCACAAUGUUUAGGUGUUUUCAAUUGGUAA
Molecule: messenger RNA, 524 nt
Organism: Teleopsis dalmanni
Lineage: Eukaryota; Metazoa; Arthropoda; Insecta; Diptera; Diopsidae
Exons: 2
Coding region: 24-524 (166 amino acids)
Source: RefSeq, a predicted model, not a curated record